Messenger RNA from Nothobranchius furzeri (turquoise killifish), 3297 nucleotides. RefSeq names its product COPI coat complex subunit beta 1 (gene copb1). Gene Ontology annotation, biological process: intracellular protein transport; intra-Golgi vesicle-mediated transport; endoplasmic reticulum to Golgi vesicle-mediated transport. Gene Ontology annotation, cellular component: COPI vesicle coat; cytoplasm. The record is from RefSeq and is a predicted model, not a curated record. Gene Ontology annotation, molecular function: structural molecule activity. NCBI's taxonomy places the organism in Eukaryota, Metazoa, Chordata, Actinopteri, Cyprinodontiformes, Nothobranchiidae.
CCUUCCGGCGCACCGUAGCAGUGAUGUGGCUCAGUGAGCAGUCUUCCACGUCACUAGGAAGUACCCGAGAGCCGACGGGGUAGCCCUAACACCAGGAGCUCUUCUAGUUCUUUUACUCAUGCUAAUAUUUGAAGUUGGGAAUUGAAGGCGACCGUUUGGGAUAAAAGCCGUGUUUUAGGUAUUACACUGAAGGGAACUUUACUGGGAUUCUUCUAAAUCCACCCCGUCCAACAGGCAGCAAAAAUGACGGCUGCAGAAAACGUUUGUUACACACUGAUCAAUGUUCAGUCGGACUCUGAGCCUCCUUCUGAAGUCAGCUUAAAAACAGAUCUGGAAAAGGGAGAGAUCAAAGCAAAGACCGAAGCCCUGAAGAAGGUCAUAAUCAUGAUCUUGAACGGUGAGAAGUUGCCUGGACUGCUCAUGACUAUAAUUCGCUUCGUGCUGCCACUUCAAGACCACACCAUCAAGAAGCUUCUCCUUGUUUUCUGGGAGAUUGUUCCUAAGACGACUCCAGAUGGCAAGCUGCUUCAGGAGAUGAUUCUUGUCUGUGAUGCUUACAGGAAGGACCUUCAGCAUCCCAAUGAGUUCAUCCGCGGCUCCACUCUGCGUUUCCUGUGCAAGCUGAAGGAGUCUGAGCUACUUGAGCCUCUCAUGCCAGCGAUCCGGGCCUGCCUGGAGCACCGUCACAGCUACGUGCGCAGAAAUGCAGUCCUGGCCAUCUACACCAUCUACAGGAACUUUGAGCAUCUCAUCCCAGACGCUCCAGAAUUGAUUCAUGAUUUCCUCGUGAAUGAGAAGGACGCCAGCUGUAAGAGAAACGCCUUCAUGAUGCUGAUUCAUGCAGAUCAGGAUCGAGCUCUGGAUUACCUCAGCACAUGCAUUGACCAGGUUCACACUUUUGGUGACAUCUUGCAGCUCGUCAUCGUUGAGCUGAUUUACAAGGUUUGCCACGCUAACCCCUCGGAGCGUGCUCGAUUUAUUCGUUGCAUCUAUAACCUGCUUCAGUCCUCAAGUCCAGCUGUUAAAUAUGAGGCUGCUGGUACUCUUGUGACCCUGUCCAGCGCUCCCACCGCCAUCAAGGCUGCAGCGCAGUGUUACAUCGAUUUAAUUAUUAAAGAGAGCGACAACAACGUGAAGCUGAUUGUUCUCGAUCGUCUGAUUGAACUGAAGGAGCAUCCCACUCAUGAGCGUGUGCUUCAGGACCUGGUGAUGGACAUCCUGCGUGUCCUCAGCACUCCUGACCUAGAGGUCAGAAAGAAAACCCUGCAGCUGGCUCUGGAUCUUGUCUCAUCUCGAAACGUCGAGGAGCUGGUGAUUGUUUUAAAGAAAGAGGUGAUCAAGACUAACAACGUAACGGAACAUGAAGACACCGAUAAGUACAGGCAGCUCUUGGUGCGCACGCUCCACUCCUGCAGCGUUCGAUUCCCCGACAUGGCGGCAAAUGUCAUACCUGUGCUGAUGGAAUUCCUGAGUGACAUUAAUGAGGCAGCAGCUGCAGACGUGCUGGAGUUUGUACGGGAAGCCAUUCAGAGGUUCGACAACUUGAGACCCCUGAUCAUUGAGAAGAUGCUGGAAGUGUUUCACGCCAUCAAAACUGUCAAGAUUUACCGAGGAGCACUUUGGAUCUUAGGAGAAUACUGCAGCACCAAAGAGGACAUCCAGAGUGUGAUGACAGAAGUGCGCAGGUCUCUGGGAGAGAUCCCGAUAGUGGACAAUGAGAUCAAGAAGGAGUCAGGCGAGCUGAAACCAGAGGAUGAAGUGAGCGCUGCUCCAGCUCAGAAGUUAGUGACAGAGAUGGGCACCUAUGUGACGCAGAGCGCCCUCAGCUCCUCCAGACCAUCAAAGAAAGAGGAGGAUAGACCUCCGCUCAGAGGCUUCCUGAUGGACGGAGACUUCUUUGUGGCAGCGUCGUUGGCCACCACACUAACCAAGCUGGCCCUGCGCUAUGUUUCAAUCGUACCAGAAAAAAAGAGGCAAAAUUCAUUCGUCGCUGAGGCCAUGCUGAUAAUGGUCACCGUGCUGCACCUGGGCAAGUCCUCUCUGCCCAAGAAGCCGAUAACAGACGAUGAUGUGGACCGUAUCUCGCUAUGCCUGAAGGUCCUGUCAGAGCUCUCGCCACUCAUGAAUGACAUAUUCAACAAGGAGUGUCGCAGAUCCCUGUCACACAUGCUGACCGUCAGACUGGAGGAGGAGAAACUGUCCCAGAAGAAAGAAUCUGAGAAACGGAACGUGACGGUGCAAGCAGACGACCCCAUCUCCUUCAUGCAGCUGACCGCCAAAAAUGAGAUGGCCUCUAAGGAGGACCAGUUCCAGCUCAGUCUGCUGGCUGCGAUGGGGAACACUCAGAGGAAGGAAGCUGCCGACCCUCUUGCUUCAAAACUCAACAAGGUGACCCAGCUGACAGGAUUCUCAGACCCAGUGUACGCUGAAGCCUACGUUCAUGUGAACCAGUAUGACAUUGUGCUGGACGUGCUGGUGGUCAACCAGACUAGUGAUACGCUGCAGAACUGCACCCUGGAGCUGGCCACUUUGGGGGACCUCAAGUUAGUUGAAAAGCCUUCUCCCCUAACUCUGGCCCCUCAUGACUUUGCAAACAUCAAAGCUAAUGUCAAGGUGGCUUCUACUGAGAAUGGCAUCAUAUUUGGCAACAUCGUCUAUGACGUGUCUGGAGCUGCUAGCGACAGGAACUGUGUUGUCCUCAGCGACAUCCACAUUGACAUCAUGGACUACAUCCAGCCAGCCUCCUGCACAGACGCCGAAUUCAGACAGAUGUGGGCAGAGUUUGAGUGGGAAAACAAGGUAACCGUGAACACCAACAUCAUUGAUCUGAAUGAGUACCUUCAGCACAUCCUCAAGUCCACUAACAUGAAGUGUUUGACUCCUGAAAAGGCGCUCUCCGGCUUCUGCGGCUUCAUGGCUGCCAACCUUUACGCCCGUUCGAUCUUCGGAGAAGAUGCCCUGGCUAAUGUCAGCAUUGAGAAACCCAUCCACCUGGGGCCCGACGCACCUGUCACCGGACACAUACGCAUCAGAGCCAAAAGUCAGGGAAUGGCUCUGAGCCUGGGUGACAAGAUCAACCUCUCCCAGAAGAAGUCAAAUUUCUGAAACAGCUGCUGUUCUGUUGUCACCUAUCUCCUCAUCAUCACAAUUAAAACAGCUACUUCUUCUUUUGUCCCAUCUGGUAUUGUAUUUUUGUUUUGUUUUUUGUACAUCUCCUUAUUCCUAAAUGCUACAUUUCUGCAGUCUUCUCGCUCUGUUCAUCUUAAUUUUCAAUAAACACGUGUAUUAAAACGGAAA